CGUCCUUAAGUUUCUGCAACAGAAAAUAGUAAGACAAGUCUUAUGGACCGAUAGUCAGAUUGUCAUCGAAUGGUGUAAGUCUAACAAACUACUUCCUCCCUUCGUUGCCAGACGAGUAGAAGAAAUCAAGACAAACAAAGACCUGGAGAUAAGAUAUCUACCAUCAAGCUUGAACCCAGCAGAUGUAGGCACAAGACCCCUUCGUGCAGAGGAGGAUAAGGAGAAAUGGCUGAAUGGUCCGCAGUUUAUAACAGAAGAUCCACAGAAAUGGCCAACCACAUCCGGCAGUGAGCCAACCAGUUCUCUUCUGACAGGGGAGGGUCUUGGGUUCCAAGAAGACAUAGAGAUGGUCGAUAAAGAAGAUCCAGUUGUUAAUGUCAACCCGAUGAAAACGGAGGAAAUUAUAACACCAAAUGAAGUGAUAGGAAAUAAUCAGUCAACAGACGACAAGCUUCAUAAAUUAAAAGAAAUUCAAGCUAAAUAUUUUCCUCUAGAGGUAGAAGGAAAAGAAACCAAUCUAAGUCGAAACUUAGGAGUAUUCAAGGACAUUGAUGACCUAUUGAGAUGCAAAGGUCGUAUGAAAAACGCAAACUGGUCGUUCGACAAACGAUACCCUAUACUCAUACCAAAAGAGUCAGAUUUCACGAAGGAAAUUAUAAUGAAAACUCAUCAAGAGAACAAACAUGUAGGUGUCAGCCACACGCUUGAUAAAAUAAGAGAAAUGUAUUGGAUUCCUCAAGGAAGAAGUAAAGUCCAACGGAUAUUAAAGGGAUGCCCUGAAUGUAUGAAACAUGAUGGAGGACCUUAUAGACUACCAGAAACCCCUGCUCUUCCUAAAGAGAGAGUCAAUUACAGCUCUCCUUUUACGUACGUUGGAACAGUGUAAACAAACGUCACAUGAAGAAAGCGUAGAAGAAUCUGUACAGGUUCCUGACGUCCCACAUCCAACAAGAAGGGACGACGUGAUGAAAGAAUCCACUAACGACGUUCUUAAGACUUCUGAGCAGAAAUCUUAUCAAUUAACAGAAUUAAACGAGUCAGAAGAAAUACCGUCUGAUUCAGUCUUAUUAGAGCCUGCAUCUAGUCAGUUACACGAGCCUGAGCCUAAGUCCAUACCCGAACCAGACCCACUCGCAGUCAAAGACAUGACGUUCUGCGAGAACACUGAUCCUGAAACGCACCACCUAGAGAACAUCGCGUCGGCUGAACAUCACGACGAGUCCAGACCUAAGAGAGCAGCGGCGCUUCGUGCUCUUGAGAAGAUUAAGGAGUGGACCAGCAACUUAGUCGCAGUUUUGCUGCCUGUAGUGGGGAGUGUCGCGACCAACGCGAAACUAUAGAGCCCCAAGAAUAUUCCCCUGCGGCAACACUGGCGGCGCCCUCUGGGUGGAGCCAUAAUCACGGAGUGACAAUCAGCCGCCGUAACAUAAAAGCAAGCGAAGCAGAUCAGAGGCUCACCUGGCCCCGAGAAGGUUGGGACAGCGUGAGCGUGGAUGAGGAAUCAUCUAUAGAAAUGUCAGGUAUGUAUACCAUGCAUUCUGUUUGGUGGUCAGUAUAUAUAUUGACCACACACACACAAAUAAGUUGCCAUCCUUCUCCUUUACGGACUCGUAAAUGUACCGUAGGCGGCUAGGAGAGGGGUGGCGA
Leguminivora glycinivorella is the source of this 1647-nucleotide messenger RNA. RefSeq lists its product as uncharacterized. Lineage: Eukaryota; Metazoa; Arthropoda; Insecta; Lepidoptera; Tortricidae. The record is from RefSeq and is a predicted model, not a curated record. Bases 792 to 1340 code for a protein of 182 amino acids. The transcript has 3 exons.